Scleropages formosus (Asian bonytongue) is the source of this 1118-nucleotide messenger RNA. Its product is annotated as aurora kinase A-A-like. The coding region runs from base 1 to 906 and encodes 301 amino acids. The record is from RefSeq and is a predicted model, not a curated record. Gene Ontology annotation, molecular function: ATP binding; protein kinase activity. The transcript is spliced from 7 exons. Gene Ontology annotation, biological process: protein phosphorylation. NCBI's taxonomy places the organism in Eukaryota, Metazoa, Chordata, Actinopteri, Osteoglossiformes, Osteoglossidae.
AUGAGAAAAAUACAAGUAAGCACCAAUAGACCUGGAGCAGUGGAGUCCACUGAUUCAAAGAAACGAUGGACCCUUGAUAACUUUGAUAUUGGCCGACCUUUAGGAAAAGGGAAGUUUGGGAAUGUCUACCUGGCCAGGGAGCGCCAGACUAAGUUCAUCCUGGCUUUGAAAGUGCUUUUUAAGAAGCAACUAGAAAAAGCUGGUGUAGAGCAUCAGCUCAGGAGAGAAGUUGAGAUCCAGUCCCACCUCAGACACCCUAAUAUCUUGCGUCUGUAUGGUUAUUUCCAUGAUGCAUCCCGUGUUUACCUAAUUUUGGAGUUUGCUCCCAAGGGUGAGCUGUACAGUGAGCUGCAGCGCUGUGGUCACUUUGAUGAUCAAAGAACUGCCACGUAUAUAACAGAACUUGCUGAUGCCCUUCACUACUGUCACUCCAAAAAGGUCAUCCAUAGAGACAUCAAGCCAGAAAAUCUUCUUUUAGGUGCCAAUGGAGAGCUGAAAAUUGCCGACUUCGGUUGGUCGGUGCACACUCCCUCUUCUAGGCGGUCCACCCUAUGCGGAACUCUGGAUUACCUUCCUCCAGAAAUGAUUGAGGGGAGAACUCAUGAUGAGAAGGUGGACCUGUGGAGUUUAGGAGUCCUCAUCUAUGAGUUUCUGGCUGGGAAGCCUCCUUUUGAGUCAAAGGGCCAUGAAGAGACUUACCGCAGGAUCUCCAAAGUUGAGUUCAGUUACCCAACUCGUGUCAGCCCUGGAGGCAGAGACUUGAUUGGAAAAUUGUUGAAACACAAUCCACUGCAACGGCUGCCCAUUUUGGAUGUACUUUCCCACCCAUGGGUGGUGGAACAUUCCAUCAAAACCCCACAACGAUGUCAAGCACAAGAUUCAAGAAGUGAGGAUAGUUGGAGGUAAUGUGACAUGGCCAGUAGAGGCUGUAUUCAGAGCAACAUGGUCAGAAACCUUACAGCAAAGGGAAAUCAAUGCUUUGUCAGUUUGGAAUACCUCGUAUUUGUCUUGCACUGUUUUCAUCUUCCUUUACAUGUUGUUUGCCAUUGUACAAUUGUUUAAAUCUAUAAAUUUUUACAUAAUUUAAAAAGCAAUAAACUUUCUGAAGUCUAAAUAGC